AUGCACGGCAGGCCAAGUGCAACAGUUUCUAAUUUAGACGCGACGCAAGUGGGACACAACGAAAUGCGCUGUGCAUUUGGUGGAAUUAAUUACACUGGCAGCUGUCUGUGGCUGUUGCUGCUGUUGCUGUUGCAAAUGCUGCUGCAACAGGGCGAGGCAAUGCCCUGGUGGCGCCACAACAACAACGACGCCAGCUACGAUGCCAGCCUGGAUCCGGUCGUCUGGUCGCGCCCCUUUGUCCAGGACACGGUGCGCAGGCCGCGCAUCAGCCAGCCAGAGGCCGCCGAGCUGCCACAGCUGGGCAAGCACAGGCGUCGCUGGUGGGGCAACAACAAGUUCCACAACAACAACAACAACAAGAAGAAGAGCUACAAAAAGUAUGUGCGCAAGCGUCUGCUGCUGCGCCAAACUAGAUGUUAG
Drosophila montana is the source of this 420-nucleotide messenger RNA. RefSeq lists its product as uncharacterized. The transcript has a single exon. NCBI's taxonomy places the organism in Eukaryota, Metazoa, Arthropoda, Insecta, Diptera, Drosophilidae. The record is from RefSeq and is a predicted model, not a curated record. Bases 1 to 420 code for a protein of 139 amino acids.